CAAGCUAUCUACGACCAAGGCGCUGAGUUGGACCGUAUUUGGGGGUUCGUGGACGGAACCGUUAGGGGCGUUUGCAGGCCAGGAGGGGCUCGGGAGCAGCAAAGUGUGUACAGUGGUCACAAACGCAAGCAUGUGCUCAAGUUCCAGACCGUCGUUACUCCAGACGGCAUGAUCUUCCACCUACACGGGCCGGCUGAAGGCCGAAGACACGACAUCCUACUGCUGCGAGAGUCCGGGCUGGAGGAACGAGUCCGCCGCGACGGGAGAUUUCAAGGAUACUUUGUCUACGGGGACCAAGCGUACGUGUGUUUGUAUCUCCUUUUGAAGGAUCAAGUUUAA
Messenger RNA from Phytophthora sojae, 339 nucleotides. RefSeq lists its product as hypothetical. The transcript has a single exon. Lineage: Eukaryota; Oomycota; Peronosporomycetes; Peronosporales; Peronosporaceae. The annotation marks the transcript as partial. The record is from RefSeq and is a predicted model, not a curated record.